UCUGUCCAAGUCAACUUAUUACACAAGAGGUUAAUACCUGUUGAAGAAUCUCUGAUAUAUCUAGAUUGAGUGGUCAAAAAUUAAAAGCCCUCUUUCCUUGUUAAAAAAAUCCACAUAUUUGUAAUGCGUCUUAUUAGGACACUGGAGGCUUGGCUAGUCACUAAAUAUGAUCAAAUGCUGAGGAGGAAAUUGGACAGUAUUUAGGUAGCUUGGUAUUUGGAAACAAGAUGUAGAAGUGUAGAGGUGGUUAAGGAGUGGGAAACCUUAGGGACUAAAACUUGUCUCAUAUAGGAAUUUUUUUGGGAGAUCUCCCUUGGAACAGUCGUCCUUUUGGGUAGGAUUGCAGGAGCAUGUGUCGGACCAUAAUGGUCGGCAUUUAAAAACAAUUAUGAGGUUCCCUUAAACCUUUGGAAUAUUAUAUAUGUGAGGGAUUUUCUUCUUUUUCUAGUUCAAAAAAUUGGACGUGGCUGUAGCAGUUACAUUUCUGGGAGGAAGUUUGAAUUGGUUGUUCCCAUGCUGCUGCAUUUUCUAGUUUAUAUAAUCUUUCUUUGCUUAAUAAUGUCCUUAUUGUAGGUUCAUUAUUAGAAAAUGUGACCAUAAAUUGGAAUUUUCAGUUUUAAUGCAACUCAAGGGAUGGUGAAAUUUUAAACUUUUUCUCGUUAUUUAUUAUCCUUGAGAAUGUUCCUGUUAAGCCUUCUCAAAAUGUCAAAGGCUGUGGUGGUUGGAUUUCUUGUGGUCCUUUUUUUCAAGUUGUUCUUUCAUGCUCUUGUUUGUUCUCAAACUAAUCUUUUACCAGUUCUAGUUCAUUUCUGGAAAUCUUGUGUCCAGUAGGAUUAAGGUGUUUCAUGGGAAGAUUUCUACUUGUGAAUUGGUUCAAAAGAAAUGUCCUUUAUUUCUCUCUUUGCUUUGAUGGCCUGAGAUGUGCAAGAGGAUUUGGAUGUAGUCAUAGCCUGUUUUCACAUUUUGAUGCUGCAAUAUGUGUAUGUUGUACUCUUCUUCGAGAGUUUUGCUUUAAUUGGGUUCCAUGGAAAUUGCGACAAAUUACUCCUUGAAAAGCACUUUGGCUUUGUAGGACAAAAUGGGCGAGGUUAUAUGGAAAAUGCAGUCUUGGCCAUCUUUUAGGUGAAAUAGAUGGGGAGAAAAAAAUAGGAUUUUGAAGGGAGUGACCAAGAAAUUUCUGUCAUGGGAAAGAGUCAAAUGUUUAUCAUUGUUGUGGAUUUAUACAGAUAAGGAGUUAAAGGGUAUUUCUUUUGCUUUAAUUGCUCUUAGGCUUUCUUUUUAUUUUUGUUAGAGGAUUAAUUAUCCUCUUGUCGAUUGUAAUUGCAUUUCUAUGAACCAUAAAUUCGUGUAUUUUACCCAAAGAAAUCAAGCCACUAUAAAAUCUCUACUUAAUUACGUAUCCUCAUCCAUGCUUUUGAAAACUUUUUUGUUCUACUUCUCUGGAGAAAAGGAGCAUAUCCAAGUUUCGUUAUAUCUUUUGCUGUUGAUUCAUUGUCUGUGAUGGCUAGUCUAAAUUAUUUUGUGUAUUCUGUUGUUGCUUUCAGCGCAAUAUACAGAAAAUUUCUCCGACUUGUGUGUCCUCCAUCCCACAAAUAAAAAAAAAGGUACUUCUGUUUGCUGCAGCAGAUUUUUCUUGUGGCCUCCUUAAUGUUCAAUAAAUAACUGUCUGUUGGAGAUGCUGUCAAAUAAUUUGAGUUGUUUUGAAUAUUAUUGCCAUGUCCUGAGCUUGAUAAUUAUCCAGGAAGUGAGUGGAUUAGGGCCUGGUGAGAUCAGCUGAUGCCUACUGUAGCUUACGUUUAUCCUGUUUAAGGACUGGGCUUAAUUGAUAUUAAUAGGGCAGCGUGAACCCCUUCUCUCCACUGUCUCAAUUUCAUUGCUUCCUGUAUUUGUUUUUAAAGUGCAUCUUUUGCCUAUUUCUCUUCCUUCUUGUUUUAUGACUAUGGUCUUGAACUUAAAUUUUGUUACAGAGACUAUUUUCCAUUGAUGUCCUUAAUUGUGAGCAUCCGUAAGAAAUCAAAGCUCACAAGACUUUCUAUAAUCAUUUGCGUAAUGGAGAUGUGCUAUUCAUAACUGUUUUAAUGCUGCUUUGGUAAUGCCUUGUGCAUUAGGAUAGAGGGGAUCAGGAAGCUGCUAUUUACACUGAAUCUGCUGGAAGAUGUUGCAGCGAUGAGCACCUGAACGAGAUACAUUCAGAUUAUCGAAUGGGUGGUCCCAAUAACGUGUGUGUCAUCUGCAAUCAAGGUGGCGAACUCUUGUGCUGCAUUGGAAAUGGAUGCAAGAGAUGUUACCAUCUGUCGUGUCUAGAUCCUCCUCUAAGUGAUGUUCCAGCAGGAGUUUGGCACUGUUUAUGGUGUGUGAAGAAGAAGGUAGAAUUAGGUGCCCAUUCAGUGUCACUAGGAGUAGAGUCAAUUUGGAAUGCUAGAGAAGUGGAGAUAUCGAAUGCUGAAGGAGUGCGAAGGCAGAAGCAGUAUCUUGCUAAAUACCAUGGCCUUGCUCACAUCCACAACCAUUGGUUGCCUGAGAAACAAUUGCUUCCACAAAAUCUUCUUCUUGCAGAAUUUAAUUCAAAACAUCAGGUGGUGAGAUGGAAUGCAGAAUGGACAGUGCCGCACCGUCUGUUGAAGAAAAGAUUAAUUAUCUUCUCUAGACUGCAAAAUAAGCAUCAGAUCAUGCCUUCCAUUGAUAGUUCAGAUUGCCUGUGUGAAUGGCUUGUGAAAUGGUGUGGUCUUGGUUACGAGCAUGCUUCAUGGGAGUUAGAUAAUUCUUACACUCUAAGGUCCCCUCGAGGUCAGAACCUCGUGAAGGAUUAUGAAAUUCGUCUUCAGAAGGCAAAGAGAACAGUUGACGAGAGUCGAAAAGGAUCAUAUAUCAAGCUCUCAAAGCUUCCAGCUGGAGGAUCACUUCCGAAGAAUCAGAAUCUAUUGAAACAUGUGAACAAGCUGCGCUGGUACUGGUACAACAGCCAGAACACUGUUGUUUUUGAUAAUCAGGAGUGGGCAAUGACUGUGAUUGCGUUUGUUCUCUCUUUGACUGAGGUCUGUCAGCCUUUCCUCAUUAUUGUGGCUUCAGAUGCAAUUUCUCAAUGGGAAGCUGAGUUCACGCGACUGUCCCCUUCCAUUGCUGUCACAAUUUAUAGCGGAAGCAGGGAUACGAGGAAAACUAUUAGGACAUUAGAAUUUUUUGAGGAAGGGGAUUGCAUGAUGCUCCAAGUGCUCUUGUCUUCUCCAGAAGCCGUUUUUGAGGACUUGGACAUAUUGAGAUGCAUAAAAUGGGAAGCAGUUAUAGUUCAUGAGUGCCAGCACUCUGGGAUAGAAAAUCCUUGGGAACAAAUUAAAAUUCUCCCUACAAAUUCUAGAAUACUUCUUUUCAAUGGUCAAAUAAAGGAUACUGUAUCUGAAUAUCUUAAUCUACUAUCAUUGCUUGAUUCUUGUGAUGAUCUGGGAGGCUUCAGGUCCGACACAAUUGAUAAUCUUGGUAAAUUAAAAGAGAGGUUAGCACGUUUUAUUGCAUAUGGCAGCAUUCCUGAGUUAUCCCAGUUUGUAGAGUAUUGGGUUCCUGUUCCAAUGUCAAAUUGCCAGCUUGAGCAGUACUGUGCUGCACUUCUUACGAAUUCUAUUCCUCUUUGUUCUUGCUCCAAAAGCGACCCUGUUGGUGCCUUCCGUGAUAUUCUUUUUACUGUCCGAAAGUGUUGUGAUCAUCCCUAUCUCGUGAACUCCUCCUUGCAAGAAAGCUUGAUAGCUGAGGGGUGCCUGGCAACUGAACUUUUAGAUACUGGAAUAAAAGCAUGUGGCAAAUUACAGCUUCUUGACAUGAUACUUUCAGAGAUAAAAAAUCAAGGACAACAAGUGGUCAUACUUUGUCAGCAGACAGUUGUUGGCGUAGGAAGGGCAUCAAUCGGAGAUAUAUUGGAUGAUUUUCUGCGUCAAAGAUUUGGUCCAAAUUUUUACGAACGUAUUGAUGCUAGAGUUGUCCCAUCCAAGAAGCAUGCUGCUGUGAAUCGUUUUAACAAGAAGGAAAAUGGGCAAUUUGUGUUCUUACUAGAAAAUCGUGCUUGUUCUUCAAGCAUUAAGCUAUCAUCAGUUAAUAUUGUUAUCGUAUAUGAUAGUGAAUGGAAUCCAGCAAAUGAUUUGAGGGCACUACAAAAGAUAUCCUUCAAUUCAAAAUUAGAGCAGAUCAAAGUUUUUCGGUUAUAUUCGUCCUGUACUGUUGAAGAAAAGGCCCUACUUCUAGCAACGCAGGUUCUUAAUCUUGAUAACAAUCUGCAUAACUUGAGUAGGACCACUAGCGACACACUGCUAAUGUGGGGUGCUUCAUAUUUAUUUAGCAAAUUGGAUGAUUAUUAUGCUGACAGAAGCCCUACAUCUGCUUUAAACAUUUCCUCAGAGCAAUUGCUUUUGAAUGACACUACCAAGGAGCUACUGACCAUACUUUCUGAAACCUCUGAAUAUAAUGGUUCAGGUUGUAUCAUUUCAAAAGUUCAACUGGAUGUUGGACGUUAUAGUAUAAAUCUUCCCCUACUCGGGGAGGGAAAAUUCCAGUUGAAAGAUGGAGAAGAGGCUCAUGUUUUCUGGAGAAAGCUUUUGGAGGGUAGAAAUCCACAGUGGAAGUAUUCCUGUGGGUCAACUCCACGUAAUAGGAAAAGAGUUCAAUUCUUUGAUGAAUCGUCUGGGAACCCUGACACUGGUAGUGAUGAAGUUAGAAAAAAACAUAGGAAGGCAGUCAAUGAAAAUGUAGAUCCAGCAUCGAUUCAAGUUGAACCCAAAGGGCAUCAACUGACUCAAGCUGCUGGUUGUAAAGGAGGGUCUUCUACAGCAGUAUCCACCACCCAGUCCCAAUCUGUGGACGAAUCAACUUCUCAUCAAACUGACAAUGUUAAUCCAGAAAGCAACUCAAAUUUCAUAUUUGGUCAGAGCUCUUUUGAUCCUGGAGUCCACGUGGACAAGUCCCAGGAAAUAGUAACAUCAUCCAAUGAGCAGAAGAGCCUCCAUAGCAUAAUAAAAGGAGAGAUGGCGAGACUAUGCCAAAUUCUUAAAGUUUCGGUACCAUCUCUUAUUUCCCUUAUUUAUGAUCAUUGAUAAUCCAAAUGGUAUCAGU
Molecule: messenger RNA, 5094 nt
Organism: Olea europaea var. sylvestris
Lineage: Eukaryota; Viridiplantae; Streptophyta; Magnoliopsida; Lamiales; Oleaceae
Product: chromodomain-helicase-DNA-binding protein 3-like
Exons: 11
Coding region: 2202-5075 (957 amino acids)
Biological process (GO): negative regulation of transcription by RNA polymerase II; chromatin remodeling
Cellular component (GO): nucleus; chromatin
Molecular function (GO): ATP binding; ATP-dependent chromatin remodeler activity; chromatin binding
Source: RefSeq, a predicted model, not a curated record